AUGACCGUUAGGCGACAGGCGGGCGUCACGGAUGGCGAUCUCGCCAUCCAAACGCCGGCGUCGGCGUCGCUGACAUCCGAGGCGCCGGAUCAAGGGCCGCGGGCAACUGUGAUUCCGGAGGUGGGGUCGUCGGCAUCGGAGGCGCUAGGUGAGGUGUCCGGUGGCUCGUCGGAAAGGCCCAUCGGGAGACGUUUCUGGGCGCUGCAGUCGGAUGAGGAAGAUGAUGGUGGGAGCGGUGAUGAGGAGGUAGAGUUUGCUUCGUCUGUUAGAGGAGGAGAUCGUUUGGCAUCCUUCUUCUGCCGCACUCCAACGCCGUCGAGGGAUGCGGAUCUUGCGGAAGGGUUAACCUGGAAGAAGAGUGAGGCGGCGGCUCCUGUCAUCCGGCGUCGCACAGCUGAGGUCGUCAUGAGUGGCGAUGGUGGUCGGGGAGGAUUCAACCCUGGGCGAGGUGGUUUCAAUCCUGGCCGAGGAGGGUAUGGUGGCGGCCGCGGAAACUUUGGUGGCCGCGGUGACUUUGGUGGUGGCCGCGGUGACUUUGGUGGUGGCCGAGGUGAUUUUGCUGGUGGCCGUGGUGAAUAUGGCUACGGCGGGGGGCGCGGAGACUACGGCAAACAGCGUGGUGGCUAUGGCGCCGGCCGCGGCGGCUAUGGUGGAAAUCGAGCUGAAUAUGCCCCGAGAGGUAGAUUCGGCCAUGCUGGACGGGGCAACACUGGCUAUGGCGGUGGGCGUGGUCACCAGGGCAACGGUUUUGGUGGAUUUGGAGCAAAUCGCCAGUUUGUACAGGGGGAAUCAAGUGGAUAG
Lolium perenne is the source of this 801-nucleotide messenger RNA. The record is from RefSeq and is a predicted model, not a curated record. NCBI's taxonomy places the organism in Eukaryota, Viridiplantae, Streptophyta, Magnoliopsida, Poales, Poaceae.